GCUUUGGGGGCGUUCUGCGCAGUCAAAGGCGACGCAACAGUCGAAUGGCAGUGUAGUUUGUUUUCAUUUUCUCGUAUCGUAGAGAAGUGCUUGGGGGAAGAGAGCCACAUGCGUUUUUCAGGCCAGCCAAGUGGGCUGUUGGUGGUAUUAACGUUGACGCUACCAGCAGCCCACUUAGCGUCAAUGCUAACGUUAGCUGUGGUUGUUGCGGUCCAGCGGGCUGCGGUAUUCUGGCGUGCCGCCGAACACGGACGGUGUUCCUCCGGUGUGCGUACGCAGUAAGUCUCGGCGUUUGCUGGCGUCGUAGCGAAGUCAUGUCACACAACUACACGCGACACAGAUUUGUAAGGAGGUAAAGUUAUCCAGCCUGAGGAAAUUGUAAAAAGAAGAACAAGCUGCCUUCAACUCUGCUGUCUCGGUAGAUUUGGCCACCUGGCUCUGAUACUUGGGAGCCCCCCCGCUCCUGCACGAAGUGAAGGUUGAUAUGCCACAUCUGGUGGCUAAAUUACGUUUGGCUGCUGCCCCCGUCCACAGCAGUACGUUGCUUUGCCCCCGCGCUGGUACUCCUGCCUGCGUCUCCAAACUGGGGGCGCGCCGACCGCCAUCUACUGAAGUGAUGGAGCCCAUGACGGUGACGACGUCGGUGGUCGGACCCGAGGAGUUUGACCGCAACGCCCCGCGGAUCUGCGGCGUGUGCGGGGACAAAGCGACCGGCUUCCACUUCAACGCCAUGACGUGCGAGGGCUGCAAGGGUUUCUUCAGACGCAGCAUGAAGCGCAAAGCUGCCUUCACCUGCCCAUUCAACGGGAGCUGCACCAUCACUAAGGACAACCGGCGUCACUGCCAGGCCUGCCGCCUCAAACGCUGCGUUGACAUCGGCAUGAUGAAAGAGUUCAUCCUGACCGACGAGGAGGUUCAGAGGAAGAAGGACAUGAUAAUAAAGAGGAAAGAGGAGGAGGCCGCCCGGGAGGCAAUGAGGCCACGUCUGAACGAGGAGCAGUCCCAGAUCAUCUCCAGUCUGGUGGAGGCUCACCACAAGACCUACGAUGCCUCCUAUUCCGACUUCUCCCGCUUCAGGCCUCCGGUGCGCGAAGGGCCAGUGACGCGCAGCGCCAGCAGAGCAGCCUCCCUUCACUCUUUGUCUGAUGCCUCCUCUGACUCAUUCAACCACUCACCUGAGUCUGUGGAUACCAAGAUGAACUUCACCAGCCUGUUAAUGAUGUACCAGGAUGGCGCCAGCAGUCCAGACUCUAGUGAGGAGGACACAAAGCUCUCGAUGCUUCCCCACCUGGCUGACCUGGUCUCCUACAGCAUCCAGAAGGUCAUUGGCUUCGCCAAGAUGAUCCCGGGCUUCAGAGACCUGACCGCAGAGGACCAAAUCGCUCUCUUGAAGUCGAGUGCCAUUGAGAUCAUCAUGCUUCGUUCAAACCAGUCAUUCAGUUUGGAGGACAUGUCCUGGAGCUGCGGGGGGCCGGACUUCAAAUACUGCAUCAACGACGUCACAAAGGCGGGUCACACUCUGGAUCUGUUGGAGCCGCUGGUGAAGUUCCAGGUUGGACUGAAGAAGCUCAACCUGCACGAGGAGGAGCACGUGCUGCUCAUGGCCAUCUGCCUGCUCUCCCCAGACCGCCCCGGCGUCCAAGACCACGGCCGCGUGGAGCAGCUGCAGGACCACCUGUCGGAGACCCUGCAGGCCUACAUCCAGGUGAACCACCCCGGCGGGCGCCUCCUCUACGCCAAGAUGAUCCAGAAGCUGGCCGACCUGCGCAGCCUGAACGAGGAGCACUCCAAGCAGUACCGCUCGCUCUCCUUCCAGCCCGAGCAUAGCAUGCAGCUCACCCCGCUGGUGCUGGAAGUGUUCGGCAGCGAGGUGUCAUAGCAGAGGAGGAGGCGGCGCGCUCGCAUGCACACGCACACACGCACACAUACUGAUACCCCCCCCCCACACUCCUCACAGCCCCCGACCCCCGAGAGAACCCCAGCCCUGAUGCACCUGGGCGCAAAGGAGAAAGAUGGAUAAUCUGAUAGGUUCAUCGUCAUCUCGCCCUGCUCCAAGUCCUCCCGACCUCACGGAGCGAGGCUCAGACGCCCGGACAUCUGGAUUUAUGGAUUCAAUAUGCCCUCAAUACUAUAACUAGAUUUUAUUUUAACGCCGGAUCUGCAAACACAGCGCCGUAUUAAAUCAAGCAGAUAGCCUUGACUCAUGGACAUCCGCAAAGGACUGACAACCCCCAGUCCUCUCUUCGUCCCUAAACUCUUUUCUUCCCGUCAGCAUCUCUCAAAGCUCCCUCCUCGUCCCCGGACAUCCCCGCUAGAUGCCGGCCAUUUAUUUUUCCCAAGUGAAGACAGCUUGCUGGAUGUGACGGUGGCUGCGUGCGUCCCUGCUACCACCGUCCUCAGGACAUCGUUUGUCGUUGACAUGGUGUUUGAUGACUGGCGAGUCUAUUCGCCGCGCCCGCCCUCGUCAGGUAGAGAGACGUCGGCACAGACAAGUUGGGUAGAUAUAAACCAGUGUCGACGGCAGAGUAAUCAAAACGGAGAGCAAGCUUCCUACCACAGGAAGUGAGCCCGGGGUGUGUUUAAAGAGAGGUGUCAGGCGGUCAGCUGACGCAAGGAAAGGGAGUCUUGGGAGGAGUGUUUCAGUGCGGGAACGGUCAGAGGAGAGGUGCGAUUUGGAAGGGGGACUAAAAGGAGAUGGGAUUCAAUUCCCUGUUCCCUGUUCACAAGACAAGAUGGAAUUUCACUAAACAAGAAUGUAUGUGUAAUGUCAUAUAAAUAUAAAUAAUAUGUAUAAGCUGAUAUAUAGAUAUAUAUCCAUAUAGAUAUAUGUGUAAGAAAGAUAAACAUGGUUGCUUCCGCGGAAGCAAAUAGUUUUGAGUGUUGUAUAAUGUAGAAGGCCCCUCAGCCGUGUCUGUGUGUGUGUGUGUUGUCCUUCAAGACUAAUGCACACACACAAUAGAGCGCUGAGAAGUGUGUGAGGAGUCCUAUUUGUGUGAUUUGAGAAUAUUGAUGGACCACAAGGGGGUGUGUGCAGGCGCUGGGCCGAGGGCCUUUGGUGCAGUGAAGCACUUUUUAUUUUCUGGGACCUGUGAAUUUUUUAGGCUGUCACAUGCAAACACGACGUCAUGUUUCGCGGAUACUGACUAUCCAAAAAUAUAUCUUUUUAUUUCCAGCUGGUUAGAUUGCUGCUAAGACAGUUAGCGAUAGAUAGUUGGGCCGAAACCAACUGCCGGCUGUCUGCCUCAGGGAAACGUUUGUCUGGUGAUGUUGUGUACGUGGUGUUGAUGGUGUGUGUGUGGCGUAAGCUUACAAUCAUAAGACAGAGAUUGUGUUUUUUGAAGCUCUAGGCAUCACUGUGAUCCGUAAUCAUGCUAAAUAACAGCAGAAGUAAGCUAAAGUGGAACUUUUUUGAGAUAACGAUAACCAAGAUUUUCAUUCCGAAAGGAUUCAAACCUUGUAUAUUAAAGGUGAUCAUUGCUUCUCCUUCCCAUCUAAUGGCUAAAAUACAUAGCCAGCAAUUUGUGUUCAAACACAGAGUGAUUAAUAUCAGCCUUAAUUUGUAUUUUUUUUUCUUUCUACAGAAGGUAGCAUUGUAUAGUUGUCAAACAAUUCAUAGCCUGUAGUGUUUUUAAAAUGAAUACCAUAAGAUGUUCUCAACAGCUGGGCAGUCAUAAAGUUAUAAAGUAACUUUUAUAUCAAAUGUAAAAAUGUAAGACUCAUAAAAUUUUUCUUUUUGUUACAUCUACAUCACUUCAACAGCAGCCACAUAAGCGAGGUUUAGGAUGUUGCUCUGCGGCAUCACUACAUAUCAUGUCACGUCUCAGCCAACACAAGUGCAUGCUCACCCCUCACGUGGGCCUGGAUCACCCCCUUGUGGACAAACUGUAAAUACCACUUGCUAAGUCUGUACAUAGUUUAGAGAUUAAUGUUGGCAUAAUAAGAGUUGUUGAUGACGGGAUGCCCUUGGAGAUAGGGCACUAUAUGCAAUCGGGAGAUGGACUCUUUAACGUUGCGUUUAACUCGACCGGGCAGAGUUGUGCGAUCCUGGUCCGGCUGCAGAGUUGUUUCUGUUCGAGAUCCGCCGUAAAGGCUUUUUAAAACCGCCCAACAUUCCACGUAUUCAGAUUCCAACAAUUUCCCAAAAACAAAAUACUAAAGCCGGUAUGCGUUCAUCACAAAUCGACGCACCUGAAAAAGCUGGUUUAAUACCAACAGAGGCCCAAGAGGCCCAACCCCGCGUUGAAGGACGCUCUUCCUCGUGCAACAACCAGCCCCGGCAAUCUGAUGUGUCGUCAUGGUUACGGCCUCAUGUGACCGAACAUUCCAAGUCUCGUUCCCCAUUACUAAACAGCAUUGUGAGAAUCACAGGGUGAUUUUGAAGUCCCCCCCCCCACCCCAUUCCCUCCAACCACUCUGUGUCUUUACCAGGAAGCGUCCUCUCUGUCCGUUUCCAAGCUUAUGGAUGUACAUCUUUUCUCUUUCUGAAGUCUAUCAAUAAGCUUUCAACCAUUAUACGGUUUAUUCAUAAUAUUUUUUAUUUUUGGUGAAAAUCUUGGUUUUUAGUUAUUAACCUCAUUUUCUUUUGGUUCUUUAAGAUUGUCAAUAUGUGUCCGUUUGCUGUCCCCAGCUAUUGCUCUGUAUGCUGCACUGUGGUGAAGCAGAGGUGAGACCUGGCGACCUUCACAGUGCAAAAUGGACGAGCUCCACCUUCUCUGUUCUGUCGAUUUCAAGCCAGCAAAAAAACGCCGGGUUUUUAUUUUUUUGGGGGGGGGGUCAAAGAAAUCAAAAAGACAAUGCGGCCUUGUUUCACCUGGAGCUGCACACUAAAGGGGAAGAGAACACUGGAGAUAAAAAGGUGGUCCCAGGCAGGAUGUCAAACCCAAUCAAGGAAUCCUGGACUAACAGCAUCUUCUUCUGCAACAGCCUAUUAUCACAGCAGGAUUACUCUUCAUAGCUUUAACCGCAGCCGCUCAGGCUCUGCUUUCGGACAACUGUGGUGCCCCGGGGGCUGAUGGGAACCCGGAGGUUUAGUGAAACAGCUGCUGUGGAUUUGGAUUGGGUCACUUUACUGUGGGUAAAAGCAGAAGAAUGACGAGCCGUCAGAAGACUGUGUCCAAUCUUAUCCACAAUCUCAGAAUUUCAUUUCUUAAAAAAAAAAAAAGAA
Pungitius pungitius (ninespine stickleback) is the source of this 5164-nucleotide messenger RNA. Its product is annotated as vitamin D3 receptor A. Gene Ontology annotation, molecular function: zinc ion binding; nuclear receptor activity; vitamin D response element binding. NCBI's taxonomy places the organism in Eukaryota, Metazoa, Chordata, Actinopteri, Perciformes, Gasterosteidae. The record is from RefSeq and is a predicted model, not a curated record. Bases 485 to 1879 code for a protein of 464 amino acids. Gene Ontology annotation, cellular component: nucleus. Gene Ontology annotation, biological process: positive regulation of transcription by RNA polymerase II; negative regulation of transcription by RNA polymerase II; cell differentiation. The transcript has 11 exons.